Taeniopygia guttata (zebra finch) is the source of this 817-nucleotide messenger RNA. Lineage: Eukaryota; Metazoa; Chordata; Aves; Passeriformes; Estrildidae. The record is from RefSeq and is a predicted model, not a curated record.
GGGCGUGGCCGGGGCUCGCGGGGGCGUGGCCGGGGCGCACCUGGGUGACGUCACGGCUCACCUGCGAUGGCGGCGGGGCGGCUCCUCCCGGUGCUGCUGCUGCUCGCGGGGGGCGCGGGGGGAACCGGCCCCGACCCCCCCGGUGGUCCCGCCGCCCUCGCCGCCCGGUGCCGGUUACCGGCGCUCACCGGCCGCUGCCGCGCCUCCAUCCCGCGCUGGUUUUUCAACGCCUCCUCCGGGAGCUGCGAGAGUUUCGUGUUCGGCGGCUGCGGCGGCAACGGGAACAACUUCGGCAGCGAACGGGAGUGCCGGGAGAGCUGCGGGGCUCCGUCCGAUCUCGGCAGCGCCAACUCCACCCUCGCAGAGCUGUGCUCGGCGCCGCCGGUGCCGGGGCCGUGCCGGGCGGCGUUCCCGCGCUGGUUUUACGUUCCGGCGGAGAAAUCCUGCCGGGAAUUCACCUACGGCGGCUGCCGCGGCAACGCCAACAACCACCGGGACCGGAGCGAGUGUCUGCGGCGCUGCCGCCCCCGCGAUGAUCUCGGCGAGGAAUUGCGGCGAUUCUUCUCCUCCAAAGGAGCCUUUUGGGGUGCCCUGCUGGUUUUGGGGGGCUCUCUGGCGGCCGGGCUGGGCCUGGCCCGGGGUCGGUACCGGGGUCGGUGUCGGUGUCGGUGCCGGGAGGAGCCGCGAGCGCCGGGAGCCGCCGAGGACCGGGAGCGGCUGGUGAAGGAGCCCAGCCUCGCCUGAACCCCCAAAUCGCCUGAAAUCACCCCAAAAACAGCCCGAAAUCACCCCAAAUAUAGCCCGAAAUCACCCCAAA